AUGGAGCACCUAAUAUUUUUGCUAAUAUUUGGGGGCUACUCGCCAAGUAUUGCUCAGAUUACCUCAAGUACAACUACAACCACUCCGGUGCCAGCGGCCAAUCGACGGACGAUCCGCGUGGGCGUGGCCGCGGUUCAAAGUACCGAACUUGACAGUAUAGGAUGGCCAAUGUCAGGUGGUGCCAUAAAUUUGGCGAUUCAAAAGUUAAGAGAUGAUGGUUUUAUAGCUGCUUUUGAUUUUGAAAUCAAUGUGAACUAUACGGAAUGCGAUAGAAGUCUUGGCGCGGCUGUGGGCAUGGAAUUUAUGCGUAGCAAAAAAUAUGAUGUGGUUAUUGGGGCGCCGUGUCAGGAUCCUAUGGAAAUUAUGGCCACCAUGGCAACGUACUAUACAACACCUCUUUUGGCAUGGGGAUUGGUCACAGAUUCCAAAUUUACCGAUGCCGAGAGAUAUCCAUAUUUGACAAAUAUCAUGGCAAACUCUUUAUCCUUGGGCUUCUCUUUGGUCAAGUUAUUCGAAAUGAUGGAUUGGGACCGGGUGGCCCUUUUAUACGAGACCAGCCCCCAGGACUACCCCUUAUCAAUUAUCAAUGAUGUGGAGACUGCAAUCAAUGAAUAUGAGGACUACUCAGUGAAUGUAGUGGUCAAACAGGCCGUUCCAAGUGGAGAUCUCAAUGAUGCACAGUACAUUUCGGUUUUGAAUCGGAUCAAAUCUCGGUGUAGGAUCGUUGUUGCUGUUAUCCAAACAGCCACUCCUCGUCGAAAAUACCUCCGAAUGAUCACUGAGCAAAAUAUGGUCAGUGAUGAGUAUGUGCACAUUUGGCUGGGAUUGAGAAGCAUUGGAUUUGGCAAACAGAGUGCAGGACUGACGAAAUGUGAGUUGAACUGCUUAUCCUCCGGAUUGACACCAGUAUGGGAAGUGUUGCCAGAUGAUGGUUGGAAUGAACGCGCCAAAUUGGCAGCUACGCGGUUGCUGGUAAUGGACCUCUCGACGGAUGUCCCAGAUGUCAACUAUUUGAACACUUUUACCAGCCAGUGUGGUGCUCAGGUUGUUAAUCCACCAGUCUCCUGUGAAACUGAGCAAUGUAAAAAUGCGUCGACUUCGCCACCAUCCGCCUUCGCUAGAAGUCUACAUGACGUCUUCUAUCUUUACGGACUAGCAAUCACAAAUAUUUAUAACACGAAUCCAGUGAAUUUGGCCAACGGACAAGCCAUCAACGAUGCGAUGCAAUUAACUUUUGCUGGUGAUUGCUCAGCUCAAUUUUUUUCAAAAAAAAACAUUUUAACAUUUUUAGGUCUCACCGGAGAAGUCUCAAUCAACGCCAACAACACCAGAGUGCCAAAAUUGAUGCUCUAUGCGCUUAAUGAGAACUACGAUCAGGCGUCUUUCAUGAAUUUGACAUAUUCUCUGGAUGGUGGAGCGAGUGUCUCCUUGGGGUACACAAACGAAGCCUCCCUGUGGUUCUGGUAUAACGGGAAAAGACCACUGACAAUUCCAAUUUGCGGAUUCUUGGGCACCGAGUGUCCCCAAACGUUUGUGGACCAGUAUGGAGCACUGGUUUUCUCUAUUGGUGGCGUUUUGGCACUUGCAAUGUUAUUUUUGAUCACUUGCUUUUUCUAUGUACUACGCCAGAGAAAGCUGGAGAGGGACCGGAUAGAUGCGGAAUGGCAAAUUCCACUAGUCAAACUGCAAGUCCCACCUAAACGAGAAAAGGAGAGAAUGUCAAAGCGAUCAAUUCAGUCUGGACCAUCAAAUAUCACAGAUACUUCAAAGAUGACGUUUGACAACACUUUUUCAAAUUAUUCCAUUUUUUAUCUGGACAAGGAGCCAGUUUUAAGUACCGCCCAUCCUGCUUCAAAUUUGGACCGUACGGAUUACGAUACUUUUGUGAAAUUGAGAAAAUUGGACCAUGAUAACAUCAAUAAGUUUGUGGGAUUAUCGAUUGACGGCGCAGAAUACCUGGCUGUUUGGAAAAUGUGCAUGAGAGGCAGUUUGCAGGACAUCAUCGGCCAGGGAAACUUCUCGAUCGACCCGUUUUUCAUGUUCUGUGUCAUCCGAGACAUGGCCGAAGGACUCAAAUAUCUUCAUAACAGUUUUCUACACGUUCAUGCGAAUCUUCGAAGUGGUACUGUACUGAUAAAUGAGUCAUGGCAAGCGAAAUUGACGGAUUUUGGACUGGGGAAUUUGGCGGAAGAGAAAAAACCAAUGAAACGACGGCAAUUAUGGAUGGCACCUGAAGUGAUACGUGGCACUUUGCUACCUCAUCAAGUCGAAAAACCAGCCGACAUUUACUCAUUGGCUAUAAUCGCUUCAGAGGUUUUGACACGGAAAGAGGCCUGGAAUAUGUCGGAAAGAAAGGAUACCGUCGAUGAAAUCGUAUACCGAAUCAAAAAAGGGGGUCCAAACUCAAUCAGACCAGAUUUGGACAUGGAUGGUGUGGAGAUUAAUCAUAGUUUGUUAGUUCUAAUCCGUGACUGCUGGAGUGAAGACCCAACGGACCGUCCUGGUGCUGACAUCAUCUGUAAUCUUCUGAAAAAUAUGAUGCCGAAAAAAGGAAAUCUCAUGGACCACGUCUUCAAUAUUCUAGAAGACUACACCACAAACUUGGAAGUCGAAGUUGAAGACAGAACCAAAGAAUUGACGGCGGAAAAGAAGAAAGCGGACGUAUUACUCGGAAGAAUGCUCCCAAAACAAGUCGCAGAGCGGUUGAAACAAGGACAAACUGUGGAGCCGGAAGGAUUUGACUCGGUUACUGUAUUCUUUUCGGACGUGGUCAAAUUUACGCAGCUGUCCCAAAAGUGCUCCCCGUUCCAGGUUGUAAAUUUGCUAAACGACUUGUACAGUAACUUUGACGCCAUCAUCGAGGAGCACGGGGUCUAUAAAGUCGAGUCAAUUGGUGAUGGUUAUCUUUGUGUGUCUGGAUUGCCUCAAAGAAAUGGAAAUGCUCAUAUUAAAUGCAUUGUGGAGCUCUCCUUGGACUUCAUGGCAUACUGUAAAGCGUUUAAAAUCCCACAUUUGCCUCGGGAAAAGGUGGAAUUACGUGUCGGAGUCAACAGUGGGCCAUGUGUGGCUGGAGUUGUGGGCCUGAGUAUGCCCCGGUACUGUCUGUUUGGAGAUACGGUUAACACUGCGUCUAGGAUGGAGAGUAAUGGAAAACCAUCUCACAUCCAUUUGAGUGCGGCAGCCUACACACUUCUCAUGAAACACUACCCGAAUCAAUACAAUACCGCUUCCAGGGGAGAUGUCAUCAUAAAAGUAGGCCCCCUCUUAGGCCUUUUUAGGCCUUUUCAGGGAAAAGGAGUGAUGGAAACGUUUUGGGUGUUUGAACGAAACAAUCAAUUCAUGGGAAACUCUUCGAAUAUGGCCUAUAACCCCGAAAAUAAGAAGAAACAGAAGAAUGACGAUGAAGAUGUAGAUGAUGAAAGUAGUGAUGGUUCGAGUAGAGCCCCAAAUACACCGCCAAUGCAUGAUGUAAACGCCAACAGCCCGCCACGCCAAAGAAAACCUGGACCACCAUCAUCGUCUCCAACGUUCUCAAAACGGUCAGUGAGCCCGAUUUUGGAAGAAAAAGCCCGCGAAAUUCAUAACGAGGAGACAGAAGCGCUCUAUCGACAAUUCAGAAGGCAGGAGACGUUGGCAUUGAUGUGA
Molecule: messenger RNA, 3645 nt
Organism: Caenorhabditis briggsae
Lineage: Eukaryota; Metazoa; Nematoda; Chromadorea; Rhabditida; Rhabditidae
Gene: Cbr-gcy-19
Product: Protein CBR-GCY-19
Exons: 21
Coding region: 1-3645 (1214 amino acids)
Biological process (GO): receptor guanylyl cyclase signaling pathway; protein phosphorylation; intracellular signal transduction
Molecular function (GO): guanylate cyclase activity; peptide receptor activity; ATP binding
Source: RefSeq, a predicted model, not a curated record